AUCCACCAAAUGCUCUUUGCCUGCCUUGCUAUUCUUCCUAUUUAUCCUUUGCUAGCUACUGAAUUUGCAGGGGACAAGUAUUCACUCCUCAAUUAGGGUUUCCUCUUUGAGAGAAAGUUUCACAUCAUCAAGAAACUAUAAUCCUGUGAAGCUCACUGUUUUCAUUGGCUACAGCAAACUGUAAAGUUUGAACUUUGAAGAAACACUGUCCAAAUUCCUCAAACAGCUCCAACAAGGAAAAAAGGAAAUGGCUUCAUCCAGCUCCUACAACUCACCUUGUGCUGCCUGCAAAUUCUUGAGGAGGAAAUGUAUGCCUGGUUGCAUCUUUGCCCCAUAUUUCCCACCAGAGGAACCACAAAAGUUUGCAAAUGUUCACAAAAUCUUUGGGGCUAGCAAUGUCAGUAAGCUCCUCAAUGAACUCCUCCCUCACCAAAGAGAGGACGCAGUGAACUCCCUUGCAUAUGAAGCCGAAGCCCGAGUGAAGGAUCCAGUUUAUGGCUGUGUUGGUGCAAUUUCUUUCCUCCAGAGACAAGUUGAGAGGCUGCAAAAGGAGCUUGAUGCUGCCAAUGCUGACUUGAUUCGCUACGCCUGCAAUGAUCAUAUUCAACCUGAAUUAUCAGCCCCCCAUGGAGCAAUGCAUCAAGUUCACCAGCCUAUGACCCCCCGCCAGAGGCCGGUUGAGUACAAUAAUACUAGGAGGAUGGGAAAUGAAGGUGGAGGAUUCUAUCAAACCCCUAAUUUUCAAUAUCCUUAUCAUCUGCCGUGGAAUGAUAAUGAUAUCCACAGAUAUGGUGGUGGCGGAGGAGGAGGAGGAGGAGGAGGACAUAUAUAGUAUAUGAGUUCUGAGAGCUAUUUAUAUAUAUUCUGUUGCAGGUUUACAAGAAAUUACCUGUGUCAUUUCUGGGAUGAAGUCCUCACAUGGUAUGCUUUUUAUUAGCUCUAUGGUGUCUAGCAAGCCUCACAUGCAUGCCUCUGGCUAGACCAUCAAGUCCUAUUACUCCUAAAAUCAAUAUUUUUGAGUGAUUUAAGACCUAGAUUGAUGAACUGUGGUGAACUGAGGCCUAUACUAAGGCUUGAGAAUUUAGCUCUGGCAUGGUCUG
This is a messenger RNA of Coffea arabica (coffee), 1100 nucleotides long. RefSeq names its product protein LATERAL ORGAN BOUNDARIES-like. Lineage: Eukaryota; Viridiplantae; Streptophyta; Magnoliopsida; Gentianales; Rubiaceae. The record is from RefSeq and is a predicted model, not a curated record.